Rhinolophus ferrumequinum (greater horseshoe bat) is the source of this 1453-nucleotide messenger RNA. RefSeq names its product circadian associated repressor of transcription (gene CIART). The transcript has 6 exons. Gene Ontology annotation, molecular function: RNA polymerase II cis-regulatory region sequence-specific DNA binding. Gene Ontology annotation, biological process: negative regulation of DNA-templated transcription; circadian regulation of gene expression. The record is from RefSeq and is a predicted model, not a curated record. Gene Ontology annotation, cellular component: nucleus. Lineage: Eukaryota; Metazoa; Chordata; Mammalia; Chiroptera; Rhinolophidae. Bases 187 to 1344 code for a protein of 385 amino acids.
GGAGCUGCACGUGUCUGGGAGGGCGGAAGGGGCGGGACCCAGUGGGAGAGAGGCUUAGGUAGGUAGCCUAGACCCGGAGUGUCUGAGCGGUAGCUGGAGACAGACUGCGCUGAGCCGAUCGACAAAGUUGCAGGUCCGAUCUUUGCGUACUCCGGGAGCUGCUCUCCAGCCCCUGCUUCUGAACCUAUGGAUUCUCCAUCUAGCGUUUCAUCCUAUUCUUCCUACUCUCUGUCUUCCUGUUUUUCCACCUCGCCAGUGAACAGUGACUUUGGCUUCCCCUCCGAUAGUGAGGGGGAGGACAAGGGGGCCCAUGGCCCCAUGCCUGACACUGUUAGGCUGAGGGGAGGUUCUCGGCCAAGUCCCGGUCCAAUUCGUCACAGGCAACGACCCAAGGUUUCCAGUAACCAACAGACAGCAUCUCACGCGGAACAGCGGGGCUUGGCUUCUCCUAUGGCAGGAUCUGGGAUCAAAAGAUCAAGAGAUCGUCAAUUGGAGACCAGUCUCAACAUUCAGGGUAGCACCACAGAAGGAGACCGGCUCUUUGCUCAGAAGUGUAAAGAGCUCCAGGGAUUCAUACGCCCUCUCACAGACCUACUGAAUGGGCUGAAGAUGGGUCGCUUUGAGAGAGGAUUAAGCAGUUUCCAGCAGAGCGUGGCAAUGGACAGGAUCCAGCGGAUAGUAGGUGUUUUGCAGAAGCCACAGAUGGGAGAGCGUUAUCUAGGAACCCUGCUACAGGUAGAAGGGAUGUUAAAGACUUGGUUUCCUCACAUAGCUGCCCGGAAGUCAUCAUUGGGUAGUAGCAGACCCCAGCUGACCAAGCAUUUUCCAAGCCACCGCAGUUAUCGAACUGCUUCCUCUCCUGCACCUCCCACGGAAAAGAUGGAACAGACACAGCUAGGACAUGUAGUAUUGAAACCAAAGCAGCCUUGGCACCUCAUGGAAUGGCCAGCUAUGAACCUCACUUGGAUCCACACCACUCCAAUUUGUAACCCCCCUCUCAGUUCCCAAGGUGCCGUUUCCUUUAGCCGUGGUCCUUUAGGCACUGGAACCAGCAUUGGUGUCAUCCUUCUCCUCCAGCAUGGAGAGCAGCCCUUCACCCACUCAGCCCCAACCAGUCCAGUUCCACCUACUACAGCAUCUCCUGUCACCGCUGGUGACCCUAAGAAACUAUUUGGAGAGGGACCGCGUUGCUACAGUUUGCCAGUAACUCUGCCGUCAGACUGGAGCUGUACCCUAUCCCCGCUUGAUCCAAGCACCACAGCCAGAGAGAUGACCAUGGGACACCUAGAGCAGACGAGAAGCCAUCCUCCAGUUGCUUCUGCUGUCCAUCCUCUCAACCCCUAAUCCAGGACUUAAGACUAUGUUUUCUAAUUCGUGUAAAUACAUGUCUAUAUAUUUUACAUUUAAUGUGUGCAUUUGUGUUAAAAGAAGAGAAAUCCUUUCUGAUUAAAGA